CAUAUGGAUAUGGGACUUGAUUUUUUUAAAGAUCCAUACCGAAUUUAAUGUUAAUCUUUUGGAUCCUACACACAUAGGUGGGAGAAGGUCUUAUAUGAUUAUUUUUCAUAAUUAAAUAACACAAUUUUUUGACUUUUAGGUCGGGUCCGAUUGGGUUUGGGUCCCAUAUCAUUUUUCGGGUCCGAGUCCCAGACUAGGACCCUAUCCCCCGUUGCCACCCCUACUUUCUGGUGCGAAUUUCAGCAGGAACAAAACUGCUAUUUGCUUUUAGAAGUAGGGAUAUAUUCGACCUCACCAAAACCUGUUUUUUUAUUAAGAAGCCUCUCUUCAACUAGCCGUUGAAGCUUCCUCUCUCAUAGCCGUUGAAACAUGAAUUUAAACACCAAUUCUCUUAACCGUUAUUACCACAACCAACCCAUCAUUCUACUCUUUCUUCACUUUGAAGCCCAAUCUAAAGAGAGACUUUGUACACAAUUUAGAGAGAGAGAGAGAGCAAUUGUACCUAAAUCCUAGCAAGAGAGAGAGCCCUCGUACCGAUCUUCUAGAGAGAGAGAGCUCUUCCUGGCACAAGCUAAUCGAGAGAGAAUGCAAGAGGCCGGGGGAAAAGCGGAGGAAAGAGGGAAUCAAGCACAAGAAACAGACUGCAAUGGGGAGAAUGAAUGCAAUUUGUUUAGCCCACGAUUUAGAUGUGCAGCAAGAUUGGCCGGUUGGGACGAGGAGACCCUUCUGCUCGCGAGCCUCGUGGUCGAGGACACUCCUGUGAGAGAAGCUAAGCAGAGGAAGAGAACCUCCCCGCUUUUAAUUAAAUCUCCACCGUCCUCUUCGAAGAGAAGGCGCAGAGUUCGAAGGCAGAGUCCUCCUCUUAUCCCACUUGCAGUUCCAAACCUUGACGAUGAAGAUGACUACAAAAAACCAGAGAAAGCCACAAUGCCCAAUGUUCAUGCUCCUGCUCCCCUGUGUCUGGAUAGAUUGAGGGAAGAGCUCUCUUGUGCGGUUUGCUUGGAUAUUUGCUUUGAGCCCAGUACCACUCCUUGUGGUCACAGUUUCUGUUUAAGAUGUUUACAGUCAGCAGCUGAAAAAUGCGGGCGGAAAUGCCCGAAGUGCCGGCAACUCAUCAGCAUUGGAAGGGCUUGCACUAUAAACACAGUACUAUGGAACACCAUACAGCUUCUGUUCCCAGAGGAAGUUGAGGCAAAGAAGAAGGCAGUUGAGGAGAGAAAGAGAAAGAGACAAAUCAUGGCCGAAGCGAAGCGAAGGCCUUCUCGGGUAUUACCAACAGUUUCUCAAUCUACAAGCAACAGAGUAUUGGCUUCCCAUUCUACAAGCAACAGAGUAUUAGCUUCUCAUUCUACAAGCAGCAGACCAGUGGCUUCUCUCUCUACAAACAACAGAGCAUUGGGGAGGAGGAGAACACCAAACCAAGAUGAGGAUGCAGCCUUGGCUUUAAGGUUACAGAGAGAAGAAUUCAUGGCAGGUUUUCAUGAUUCUCAGUUUCCAAGAAGAAGCACUCUAUCUUCUGCAAGAGCCAACUUGAGAGCCAUGGCUUCUCGAGCAAUGCGCCUUCGUGAGAGGAGCCGACCAAUUUGAGAGCCACGACUGAAAUCAGUUCUAUAUUAAAGGGGGUGGUUGUUUUAUCUGUAAAAAUUGUCUUCCACAUUUUGAUUAAGGUCUCCCCACUUGGAAUCCUCCAAGAUUCAAUGAAAUCUGAAGAUAUACAAUUGCAACUGGCAGAUGUUGUUGGGCGAGUUUAAAUUUUCUGCACUUUUUAUGAUUUCUACUUGUGUUAUUUUUCUUCAAGAUAAUAAGAUAUGUCCCUAUUGCAAAAUAAUACUA
Amborella trichopoda is the source of this 1833-nucleotide messenger RNA. RefSeq lists its product as uncharacterized. Gene Ontology annotation, molecular function: ubiquitin-protein transferase activity; nucleosome binding; metal ion binding. Lineage: Eukaryota; Viridiplantae; Streptophyta; Magnoliopsida; Amborellales; Amborellaceae. Gene Ontology annotation, cellular component: site of double-strand break; nucleus. The record is from RefSeq and is a predicted model, not a curated record. Gene Ontology annotation, biological process: double-strand break repair.